This is a messenger RNA of Thermothelomyces thermophilus ATCC 42464, 1179 nucleotides long. RefSeq lists its product as uncharacterized. The record is from RefSeq and is a predicted model, not a curated record. Lineage: Eukaryota; Fungi; Ascomycota; Sordariomycetes; Sordariales; Chaetomiaceae. The coding region runs from base 1 to 1179 and encodes 392 amino acids. Gene Ontology annotation, molecular function: protein kinase activity; ATP binding. The transcript has 2 exons. Gene Ontology annotation, biological process: protein phosphorylation.
AUGGCUGAGGGACCAGUUGAGGUGUGCCGCAUCCUGGCUAAGCCGAUACCGGGCCGUGUCCAUGUUCACUAUGACAGCGAUGAUGACUGCGUUGUUUUCAUUCGCUGCAAUGGUAGAGAAUUCCAUAUCGAGUUGUCGCCUUUCUUCCUUUGCAAUUCGCCUCUCAUCACCUCUCGGUACCACAAGUUCAUCGCCGCGGUCCGAGACAGGGGUGGGAUGGACGCAGAGGAAGAAGGUUACUCUGACGAGGAAGAAGGUCCGGAAGAGAUUCAGGCCCGCUUUUAUGGCUGGCUCAUCGCUGUGUUUGAGCCAGUCUUCUCAAAAGUGGCACCAGACGUCCCGUCGUCUUUUGAUCCUGACAUGAUUCAAACGGGGGAAGCGAAGCCGCUGCUGUCCGAGUAUCUUUUCCCCGAGAUACACCGAUGUCGGUUCGAAUCAGAAAACGACAAGCCCUUCCCUAUUCAUAUGCCAGACGAGAAAAGUCAGUUUUCGGAACCUCUCUGCAAUAUUAGGCCAGGUCUCGCAAGAGAACUCGAGCAAUAUGUCAAGUUCUUCGAUCCGUCUAUGGUUGAAGUCUCGUUUGGGCACCCAAAACAGGCACUUGAUGACAGGCCUACUCGAGUCCUGGUCGACUUGGAUGGUUCGGGCGAGAAGACAACUUGCUUCUUCAAGGGAUUCGGGGCUGGGGCGUUCAUCUCCCUUGAGAAGGAACUGGAAGCUCAUCUCCGACUCCUCAAGUCCAACGUGGUGCCCGAGGCGCGCGUGGUCCGUCUGCUUGGAGUUGUAGCAGCAGAGGAUGGCAGGGUAGCGGGUUUGCUACUUACUUACGUUGACUUCCGCCGCGAGAACGACGGGAUUCUAGACGGCAUCUAUCUACGUCGCACAUCAAUCCCGCUAAGGGAACGUUGGAUGAGCCAGAUCAAAGAAGCAGUUCAGCAGCUCCAUGAGGGAGGCGUUGUCUGGGGCGAUGCAAAGGCCGACAACGUUCUGAUCGACAAGAAGAACGACGCUUGGUUGAUCGACUUUGGGGGUGGUUAUACUGAAGGCUGGGUCGACAAGGAGAAGACUGACACGAAGGAGGGAGAUCUGCAGGAGGUGGAGAGAAUUGCCGAAUAUCUGUUUAGUGAGGGGUAUGAGCCUGCCUCGUCAGAUUACGAGUUUGACUCGGCGUCGGAGUAG